Messenger RNA from Eremothecium gossypii ATCC 10895, 1242 nucleotides. RefSeq names its product protein-arginine N5-methyltransferase (gene RMT2). The record is from RefSeq and is marked provisional. Bases 1 to 1242 code for a protein of 413 amino acids. The transcript has a single exon. Gene Ontology annotation, cellular component: nucleus; cytoplasm. Gene Ontology annotation, molecular function: protein arginine N5-methyltransferase activity. Gene Ontology annotation, biological process: peptidyl-arginine methylation. Lineage: Eukaryota; Fungi; Ascomycota; Saccharomycetes; Saccharomycetales; Saccharomycetaceae.
AUGUCGCUGCUGCACCACUUAGUCACACUGCCCUCGCGGCCUAUCACGCGUGAUGCGUACCUGCCACAGUUACAAAAUCUGCUGCGGUCCGGUAUACCGGCCACAUACACGCUGGAACAGCUGGCAGCAUACGAGAAGGGAGACGAGGAAGGGCCUGGCGAUGAGGACACCAACACGACGCCAUUGCACAUCAUGGCGAGGUCGCUUCCAGAGGCAGGGCAGCUGUCCGAGGCAGAGAGCGAGGUGGUACUGGAAAUAAUGGAUACCCUCUUCCAGUAUGGCGCUGGCUGGAACUUCCUGGACUACGAGCAAAAACAUGCGGGUGACCUCCUCCUGGAGAAGGGAUAUGGCCCGGGCGACGCCCUAUAUGAGCGCCUGGUGGAGGCAGGGGUGGCAGCUGAGCUGCUGCUGCGCAAGGUGAAUGGCGGCGAAAUAGAAUUUUUGGAUGGGUCUGAUACCGAGAUGGGCGACAAGGGCGGCUCUGCGCGCGACGUCCCGGCAUCCGCCGACAGCGCGCCAGCCGACAGCGCAGGGCACAGCAGUUCGGAGCCCACUGCCGUGGACGCAGAUGCCACCGCUGCGCACCAGGACACCUACCUACAGACGGAACUCGAGUACAUCCCCGGCGCGCUUGUCACCAAGCACAACCGCGACGGCGUGAUGAUGGACUGGGAGACUGACAUCAUGCGCGUCGCCGCCGCGUCGAUCGUCAAGAACCGCGAGCCGGCCGAGUGCCAGGUGCUCAACAUCGGCUUUGGCAUGGGCAUCAUCGACGGCUUCCUGCAGGAGCAAAGGCCCACCCGCCACUACAUCUGCGAGGCCCACCCCGACGUCCUGGCACGCAUGCGCCGCGAGGGCUGGUACGAGCGCCCUGAUGUCGUCAUUCUCGAGGGCCGCUGGCAGGAUACCCUGUCCCGCCUGCUGGACGACGGCACCGUCUUUUUCGACGGCAUAUACUACGAUACCUUCAGCGAGCACUACACAGACAUGCUCGAGCUGUACGACCUGGUCGUGGGGCUCAUCAAACCGUGCGGCAUUUUCUCGUUUUUCAAUGGGCUUGGCGCAGAUCGCCAGGUCUGCUACGACGUAUACCGCCGCAUUGUCGAGCUCGACAUGGCGACCUAUGGCAUGACUUGCGAGUACACCACGAUCGACUUGCGCCAGCUGCCCACGUGGGACAACGUCCGCCGUUCCUAUUUUAAUUGCGAUCACUACUACCACCCAGAGAUCUCCUUCCAGUGA